Molecule: messenger RNA, 1320 nt
Organism: Pezoporus flaviventris
Lineage: Eukaryota; Metazoa; Chordata; Aves; Psittaciformes; Psittacidae
Product: tonsoku-like protein
Exons: 8
Molecular function (GO): protein binding
Source: RefSeq, a predicted model, not a curated record
AUGCCUUACGGCAGGCCGCCUUUCCGGCACACCUCCCAGCAUGCCUUGCGACAGAUUACGGUUUUUUUCCGCCACACCUCCCAGCAUGCCUUGCGGCAGCCCCCUCUCUUUUCCCCCACACCUCCCGUCAUGCCCCGCGGCCGGGCGGGUCUAUGGAGCCCCGCACUGUCCAAUAGGAGCGCCCACCUCCCCUUCUUCCUGACGUGGAUUGGUGCAGAGCGCUGGCCAAUGGGAGCGCGGAGGAGCCGAGCGGGGGCCAAUGGGGGCGGAGGGGCGGGGCAAAGCGGCGAGUGGCGGCAACGGCGGAGGAGGAUGGACGCGGAGCGGGAGAUCCGACAGCUGCAGAAGGCCAAGGCCAAGGCCCAGCGCGGCGGCCACGCGGUGGAGGAGGCUGCGCUCUGCAACCAACUGGGAGAGAUCCUGGCCAGCCACGGCCGCUAUGAGGAGGCCCUGGAGGAGCACCGGGAGGAGCUGCGGCUGCUGGAGGGCGCCGGGGACCGCUUGGGCUGCGCCAUCGCCCACCGCAAGAUCGGCGAGCGCCUGGCGGAGCUGGAGCGGUACGGGGCUGCCCUGCAGCACCAAGAGCAGCACCUGGAGCUGGCGCGGGCGCUGGGCGACCACACGGAGCAGCAGCGGGCCUGGGCCACCCUGGGCCGGACCCACAUGUUCAUAGGGGAGAGCGGCGAGGAGCCGGGGGCGCUGGAUGAGGCCCAAAGGGCUUUCCACACCAGUUUGGCCAUCGUGGAGGAGAGGCUGGAAGGAUGGGUGCCGCGGAGGGAGGUGCUGGAGAUGAAGGCUCGGCUCUUCCUCAACCUGGCGUUGGUGAGCGACUGCCGGAAGGAGCCGGAGCUGAGGGAGCGGUACCUGAGGAGGAGCAUCUUCCUGGCGGAGCAGGGGGGGCUGCAGGAGGACCUGUACCGGGCGCACUUCAACCGCGGCUCCAUCCUGCUGCGGGACGGGGACCACGGCGGGGCCCUGCGGAGCCUGAGCCGCGCUCGGGAGAGCGCCCGGAGCCUGCGGGACCGGGCCCUGGAGAGCGAGAGCUGCGCCAGCUCCGCACGGGUGUUCCUGGCCCUGGGGGACUUCGCUGCGGCCCGGCGCUCUCUCCGGCAGGCCCAUGCCCUGGGCCCGCGGCAGCCGCGGCACCGGCACCAAGUGCGCGCCGACCUCCGCUACGCCACGCGGAUGCUGCGGCUGCUGCAGGCGCUCGAGGGGGCCGGGGGGGACGCGGCGGCGGCGCUGCCCCUCUGCGAGCAGCUGGGGGACGCCUGCUCCCGGCGCGGCGACUACGGCAGGGCCCUGGGCUUCUACCAGAGGCAG